This is a messenger RNA of Rhinopithecus roxellana (golden snub-nosed monkey), 505 nucleotides long. Its product is annotated as nucleosome-remodeling factor subunit BPTF-like. Bases 203 to 481 code for a protein of 92 amino acids. Lineage: Eukaryota; Metazoa; Chordata; Mammalia; Primates; Cercopithecidae. The transcript is spliced from 2 exons. The record is from RefSeq and is a predicted model, not a curated record.
CCCAGCAGGGGCAGAGGCAGCCGGAGGAAGCCGCCGUCGCCGGUCCCCUGCCCUCCCUACUCCCCCAUCCCUCCCCGGUAGCACCAGCGCCCCCGGGCGGCGGCGGGGGAGGGACAGGAGGCGGGGGCGGCCACCUGGCCGGGACCACCGUGGCCCUGAGGGCCGUCAGCAAGGUGGUGCACAAUGACCACGACAGCAGGAGAUGGAAGAAGAGGACUGCCACACCGAGGAGACCCACGAGUCUGAGGACAAUGAGGAGGAUGAGAUGGAGGAGGACGACGAUGACUCCGAUUACUCGGAGGAGCAGGAAGACGACGACGAGGACGCCAGUUACUAUAUGGAAAGCAGCUUCCGGAGCCAUAGAACCUACAGCAGCACUCCAGCGUCUCCUCUCAGGCUGGAGUUUGGUGGUGCGAUUCCAACUCAGGGCAACCUCCACCUCCCGGGUCAAAUGAUUCUCCUGCUUCAGCCUCCAGAGUAACUGGGAUUAUAGGUGCGUGCCACC